AUGAAGGAAUUGAGUAAGGAGGGGUUUCUACCUUAUGAUUUGUCAACAUACGGUAUGAUACCGCACUUUUCAAACUCUUCCUCAAUAAAUCCAUUGAUAAAUCCGUUUGUAUCCUCGAAUAUCCUCAAUUUGCUCCAAAAUGACUCAAAGGAACCACCAGAGAAAGUGUUGUCUCCAGGUCUCACGUUGGCUACUUUUCGACCAAUGCAUAUUUACCAACCAAACGAUCCUAUCAGCGCACUCACUAUACCAGCCUCUACACUCGACUUGAGUCAAGCUAGAAAAAGUAAAAGUAUCGCUGAACAAUCGUCAUCUAUACAGGUCAGUUCAUCAACUUCUGAAAAUGACGUUACAUCUGCGCAACGUAACGUGAUUGUACGGAACGAAACAAUUCGAAAAAAGAAAGAAUUAGUAAAAGAUGAGGCAUACUGGGAACGACGAAGGAAAAACAAUGAUGCUGCAAAGAGGAGUAGAGAUUCUAGACGGCAGAAGGAAGAUGAAAUGGCACAUCGCGCAGCGUCACUAGAACAAGAGAACAUGCAGUUACGAUUUGAGAUUGAACAUCUACGGGCGGAAAUAGAUAAACUUCGAGUUCUAAUUAUGGCACCAACAAUUUUAUCCACUCCACCAAAUAUGAUACCAACUCCGACAGCUGUAGUUUGUACUGCGCAACCUCAGACAUCUUCGAUAACUUCCUUAUCACCGUUACAACGUUCCUCAGCGUUAUCACUGAUAUUCUCCUCCUCAUCAUCUCCACCAAUAUCAACACCUGAGGCUAAUAAGUAG
Molecule: messenger RNA, 786 nt
Organism: Thelazia callipaeda (thelaziosis nematode)
Lineage: Eukaryota; Metazoa; Nematoda; Chromadorea; Rhabditida; Thelaziidae
Source: the annotation of a GenBank genome assembly